GCAACAGCUAAACUUAUUGUGUGGAUAUGGAGGUGGACAAGCUGAUACGGUGGAUGCAAGAGCAGGAGGGGAAACGAGAAGCCAGAGAGGUGCAGAGACAGGAACAACUGGCUCAGUUUUUCGGCACACUGGUGACUAAGAUGAUGGCACCAGGGAGUACGGAGGCCACGGUGGCCAGGAUGUUUGCAGUCCAGCCCAAGCUCCUGAAAAUGACGACUGAAGAUGACCCUGAAGCGUUUUUAGUAACGUUUGAAAGAAUGGCGGAGGCAGCAGCUUGGCCAAAAGAGCUGUGGGCAUUGAAACUGGCCCCAUGUCUCUCCGGAGAAGCUCAAGCCGCUUACAGAGCACUGGACACGGCAGACGCGCAAGAUUACCAGAAAGUAAAAACCGCUAUCCUGCAACGCUUGGGCAUCACAGAGGAAAGCUAUAGACUGCGCUUCAGGGGAUAUACCAUCCCCUUGGGGACUAAACCCCGUGUGGCAGCUCAAACCCUCCGCCACUUCUGCAAACGGUGGCUGAAAACAGAGAGCAGGAAUGUUGAGCAAAUCACAGACUGUCUGGUGGUCGAGCAGCUGUUACAAGUAAUACCAGCUGGAGUGGCAGCCUGGGUCCGAAGAAAUCAACCACAGAGCUUGGAGGAAGCUGUUUGCCUGGCAGAGGCCUACCAGGAUGCUGAAGCGGCUGCAGCCCCAUCGGAAGGAAGCUCAGGAAAGAGGACAAAUACAUCUCCUAAGGACAUACAAAAAAAGGUAAACCCCAAAGAGGGUAACCGGAAACCCCCUUUAUGGGUUCCACGGUUAGCUCCUCGGUGGGUAACAGAAAAAACUAGCCCACCAGAGGAAUUCUGGCGGGACAAACCACGGACAUCCCCAGGCCCCAUCAUUUGUUUCAGGUGCGGAGAACCCGGGCACAUCGCGAGGCAAUGUCAGCAGGAGGAGAUUGAACGUAUGGAAGUCGGGGUGGCGCGCAGCAUUGCGUAUGGUCAUGCCGGCCCGGAUUAUGCCGAAGCAAAGGGGGAAGGUAUGUGAGCCAUCUCACAGGCCAACCCGCAGGGGGUGCAUAUGGUGGGCCGGAGAGAGGCUGACCGGACCCAGCAAACAGCACAGGAGGGAUCACUGGCAGCUCUGGAACCAGCCUGCAAUGAUCAGGAGGAGAUAAGUGGGCUAUGGGCUACAGGUGCUCAUAUUUAGGGACGUUAAUUAAAAUGAAUAGAUUAGUGAUUGCCUCAAUUGGCCAGCACCUGUAGCCGAUGCAGUUAACAAGCAUCUCCUCCAGCCCAGUGAUAUAAAAAGGCUGAGCAGUCACUAGACAGGGAAUCGUGACUGAGGAGAGAAGGACUGAGCCGUGUUGGAACUUGUUGUUUUGAAAAUAGUUUUUUUUUAAACUACUCCUGUGCAAGAUAUAGGUUUGUUUUUUUUGUUUGUUUCCCGUUUUUGAUGCCCUUCAAGACCCAAAAUAAAAGCACACGGAUCCACCAAACCUGUGUUCGCCUGUGAUUAAUUCCACAUUAAAAAGUGGUGCCUGCAUUCAGCA
Molecule: messenger RNA, 1533 nt
Organism: Acipenser ruthenus (sterlet)
Lineage: Eukaryota; Metazoa; Chordata; Actinopteri; Acipenseriformes; Acipenseridae
Exons: 2
Coding region: 27-1028 (333 amino acids)
Molecular function (GO): zinc ion binding; nucleic acid binding
Source: RefSeq, a predicted model, not a curated record